UCUAUGCUCACUUCAUCCUUCUUCUUUCUGUUUGAGUGAAAGAGAAAGUAAGAAAGAAAGAGUGUGAGAGAGUUACAGAGAUAUAGAUAAAAAUAUAGAAUGGGUAUGGAAGGGAUAGAGUUGAGGGAAAGCAGGAGGAGUUUAUCACCAAGAGACAUGAUACUUCACAAGCUUGAGGACCUUGAUGAUGAUGGCAAACCAAAGAGAACUGGGACUAUGUGGACGGCGAGUGCACAUAUAAUAACAGCAGUGAUAGGCUCCGGUGUGCUGUCACUAGCAUGGGCAAUGUCUCAAUUGGGUUGGGUUGCAGGACCAGUGACUCUAGUCCUCUUCUCCAUCAUCACCUUCUUCACUUCCUCUCUACUUACAGACUGCUACCGCACUUCCGAUCCAAUCUCCGGCAAAAGAAACUACACUUACAAUGAUGCUGUCAAAUCCAUCUUAGGUGGAACACAAGUCUGGAUGUGUGGACUGUGUCAGUAUGUCAACCUCUGUGGAGUGGCCAUUGGUUACACUAUCACUGCAUCUAUAAGUGCUGCAGCCAUAAGCAAGUCUAAUUGUUAUCAUGGAAAAGGCCAUAAAGCUGACUGCAGUGUCUCUGAUAGUUUCUACAUGAUUGGCUUCGGCAUUAUCCAGUUUUUCCUCUCACAGUUGCCGAACUUUCAUGACUUGUGGUGGUUGUCCAUUGUUGCUGCAGUCAUGUCUUUCGCUUACUCCGGCAUCGCCGUCGGACUUUCAUUUGCAAAAGUUAUCUCAGGUAAUACCGGAAAGACAUCCUUAACUGGACAAGAGGUUGGAGUAGAUAUAAGCUCGGCUCAAAAGAUAUGGGAGACAUUUCAAGCACUUGGAGACAUUGCAUUUGCUUAUUCUUAUUCAAUCAUACUCAUAGAAAUUCAGGACACUCUGAAAUCUCCUCCGGCAGAGAACAAGGUCAUGAAGAAGGCAAGCUUCAUUGGUGUGUCGACAACCACGAUAUUCUACAUCCUCAGUGGUUGUCUCGGCUAUGCCGCAUUCGGUAACCAUUCUCCAGGAAACAUCUUAACCGGCUUCGGAUUCUACGAGCCUUACUGGCUAGUUGAUCUCGCUAACUUCUGCAUCAUAGUGCAUCUGGUUGGAGCUUAUCAGGUAUUUGCUCAACCGGUUUUUGCCGCGGUGGAGAAGUGGGUCAUCAAAAGAAACCCGAAUCUGAAAAUUCUAAACAAAGAGCUCACCGUGAUCCAUGUAAAGAGUUUCAAAUUCAAUGUCAACAUGUUCAGGUUGAUCUGGAGAAGUAUUUUUGUCGCGCUUGCAACACUUUUGGCAAUUUUGAUGCCAUUCUUCAACGACAUACUUGGAUUUCUCGGUGCCGCUAGCUUUUGGCCACUCACCGUGUACUUUCCGACCGAAAUGUACAUCGCGCAGAAGAACAUCGAGAAGUUCAGUGGCAAAUGGAUAUUGUUCAAGACUCUGAGCUUCCUCUGCUUCUUUGUUUCACUUGCUGCUGCAUGUGGUUCCAUUGAAGGAGUUAUUGAUGCACUUCAUCAUUAUACACCAUUCCAGACUAAGUCAUGAGAACUUUGAUCAUGCCAAACCUUUGCUGAACUUUUUAUUAUUAUUAUUAUUAUAUAAAUCAAAAUUAGCAGAGGAUUUGAAGCUGCAUCUAAACCUUGUAUUGUUGUUUUUGUUUGUCAUAAAAAAGACCCAAAAAGAAAGACAUAUAUAGUUUUUGUUUUCUUAA
Messenger RNA from Dioscorea cayenensis subsp. rotundata (Guinea yam), 1717 nucleotides. RefSeq names its product amino acid permease 1-like. NCBI's taxonomy places the organism in Eukaryota, Viridiplantae, Streptophyta, Magnoliopsida, Dioscoreales, Dioscoreaceae. Bases 100 to 1551 code for a protein of 483 amino acids. Gene Ontology annotation, cellular component: plasma membrane. The record is from RefSeq and is a predicted model, not a curated record. The transcript is spliced from 7 exons.